Molecule: messenger RNA, 647 nt
Organism: Homarus americanus (American lobster)
Lineage: Eukaryota; Metazoa; Arthropoda; Malacostraca; Decapoda; Nephropidae
Product: cuticle protein-like
Exons: 4
Coding region: 92-514 (140 amino acids)
Cellular component (GO): extracellular matrix
Source: RefSeq, a predicted model, not a curated record
GGUGCCAAGGUCGAGCUCCACCCUCACGGUAUAAAAGUGUGGCACAUGGAAUCGCUGUCAUCAUUCACACCCCGACCUCCUCCUCCUCAAGAUGUUUACUAAGGCCGCCCUGGUUGUGGUAUUGGUGGGCGUGGUUCUGGCCGCCCCAGACAACCUGUACGGAGCUCCCCACCAGCAGUACAGGGAGGAACCCAAGCCGUACAAUUUCAACUAUGGUGUGAAGGACGACUACGCCGGCACCGACUUCAGCCAGAAUGAAGAAUCCGAUGGUAACACAGUCCAGGGCUCCUACACCGUCCAGCUCCCCGACGGCCGCAAGCAGACGGUGACUUACGUGGCUGACGACUACGGCGGCUACCGGGCUGAGGUCGAGUACUACGGUGAGGCUCAGUACCCCCAUGAGUACGGUCCCCCCAUCACCUUCAAGCCCCAGGCUUAUGGCCAGCCCUCAUACCAGCCUCCCCAGCCCUCAUACCAGCCCUCAUACCAGCCCCCGGUACCUUCUUACCAGUAAUCGUUAAACAACCCCAAACAUCACACCAACAUAAUACAAUAUAUCAUACCAGUAUAUACCUUUCCUUCAGUCUCUGUAUUCUAGGGCUACUCUGUAUAUAUUUAUUUACGAAAUAAAGGUUUAUUUGUAAAAA